Molecule: messenger RNA, 852 nt
Organism: Endocarpon pusillum Z07020
Lineage: Eukaryota; Fungi; Ascomycota; Eurotiomycetes; Verrucariales; Verrucariaceae
Exons: 1
Coding region: 1-852 (283 amino acids)
Source: RefSeq, a predicted model, not a curated record
AUGUCUGGACCUGCCGUUCAAUUGUCCUUCACACUUCGCACCUCUCCCAACGUCAAAACUGUUCAUUUAGUGGGAUCCUGGGAUGGUUACAAGAACCAAUUACCUCUUUCCGUUGUCCGUGAAGCCAAGCCUGGGUCAUGGAAAGGCACCUUCCGCUUUCAAGGCUCUCAUGCUUUGAAGCUCGGAUCCAGGUAUUGGUAUUACUACAUCGUCGAUGGCUAUCACGUUUCCCACGAUCCGGCCAAGGAUUACACCACUGAGCCGACGACUGGUCGCAAGUUGAACGUUCUGGAUGUUCCGGACGGCAAAAGCGCCCCGAGCACGCCUUAUGGCACAAAAGCGCCAGCCUCAAACCGGUACAGUCGCGAGAUCCCGAAAGGACGAGCUUUGAGUCCGGGCAAGAUUCAGCACCCACGUCCCAGCAAGCCUUACGCUAGCCGACAACUCCGAGAGGCGGACUACAGCACUUCUCCAGUUGCCACCGAUGACCUUGCCGAUCGUUUUGCGGGGACGAAAAUAUCAGACAAUGGCUACAGCUAUCCUUCGUCACCGGCCAGCACACUCAGCUCGAGUUCGGGUGCGACAUUCAGCGACAGCGGCAGUGGGGGCUCAAGCCCCAGCUCAUUCAGCAGUGUGUCUAGUACUUGCACAUGCGAGCGUUACGGCAUCACUCGGUCUGGGCAAAAAGUCAAACUCGACUGUGGAGGCAGCAGGUGCGGCUACACUUCUGGUAGUGCAAGUGAUUGUUCCUCGGAGACUUCGAGUGAAAGCGAGGAAGAGUAUGCGAAGAGGAAGAGUAGGAGCUAUGGUGCCAGACGGCAAAGCGCCUAUUACAGCAGCUCGAGGAGAUGA